This is a messenger RNA of Teleopsis dalmanni, 1603 nucleotides long. RefSeq lists its product as uncharacterized. The coding region runs from base 134 to 1558 and encodes 474 amino acids. NCBI's taxonomy places the organism in Eukaryota, Metazoa, Arthropoda, Insecta, Diptera, Diopsidae. Gene Ontology annotation, biological process: negative regulation of phosphatase activity. Gene Ontology annotation, molecular function: phosphatase binding. The record is from RefSeq and is a predicted model, not a curated record. The transcript has a single exon.
UUAAUUUUGUUUAUUUUUUUUCUUAAUUUUUUACUUUUAUUAUUUAAUUAUAAGCAUUCUAUUUUGUCACCAAUUCCUUUUGCUGUUAUUGCAAAAGUGCUAAAUUCAAAAAAACUCACACCAGAAGCAUGAAAUGAUUCAUAUACAUAAGGACACCUACGUUCCACAAUAUCGCAAUGGGACUUGGAAGUGGAACGACACAGACAAAGUUUUUGAGUUUGUGCCAAUAUAUGAGUUAGCGCAAGAGCAAGAAGAAUAUCUGUUAUGCGAAGGUUUUAAGUAUAAAAAAACACUGAAUCAAGUCGAUGAAGUGCUUUUUCGCAGUGAAUUUGAACGCUCAGAAAUAUCACACGAUGCCGAUGUCAUUUUGAUACAGGAUAUCAAAAAUUUAGUUCUGUUUCUAUCGCCAGCAGAAAUGAUGCGUCGAGAUUUUUUGUGUUUUCUGCAUACCGAAGUAGUUGAUCGCCUUCUUAAUUCACUUAUCAUAUACUUUGAGUAUUUUCUUAAACUCGUCGAGAUGAUACUUAUUCGACGGGAUGAAACCACAGGUCCAACUCCAAAAAUUCAGAGCAAAGAAAGUUUGGAUAUGAAAUACAUUUUCUCAUCACAUUUAUUACAAUAUCGUUUGAUACUAGCACGUGAAUAUGCUGAAAUUGUUUUGGGGAAUGGAGAAUUGGAUGCAUUCUACUUUAUAACGCCGCUCGUUAAAAUACCGCGAACAAGAUGGGAUAGUAUGUUUCACGAGCAAUUUCUCUCAUUUGCUACGCAAAUAGUAUGGAUUGCUAUGCAUCGUCGUGCUUACGAUGUGAUUGUUAUGGAAAUGGAACGUUUGUUUCGUACGGAACACUUUAUGUUACAACAAACUAAUCCACUGUAUUUCAAUCCAUCUGAGGCAAGUAUGCUAUAUGGUAUAAAUUAUAAACGCCGAAAUUUUCGUGUACAAAACUCACCGCUAAUACAGGAAUUAAUGUCGGUCUCGAAACACAAUUUGCCUUUUCUACGCAUUGGUGAACAAAAAUAUCGCGGUACAGAUUUGCGUGUACAUCAAGUGGAACUAGAAUAUAUUGUACCACCAAGUCAACUUGCACUGAUCGAUGUAACACAUGGCAUACUAGGCCAUCCAAAGAAGUUGUAUAACACACUUUUAGCACUGAAUCAGGAUGCAGUACGUUCUGAAAACUUUUCAGAAACCAACGAUCCUUAUCGGUUAUUUAGACAACCCUGUAUAAAGAUACCUCCACUUGACUCGGAAAAAAUGCGUUAUUUUGCCAAAAAGCUUGAUUCUUACUAUAAAGUUGUGGCACGCAUUGAAAUUGUUAGUGAAGAAACGCUUAUCAAGUGGUGCAAACGUGAAGAGAUUAGAUCUAAUUUUAAUGUCGAACUCAUGGUCAUUAGUAGUUUUGACAAGAGUGCGAAAGAUGUUGAAAGCAAUUCUUAUGGUCCCACCGCCGAAGAAAUUAUUGAAAAGUUCAUUGCAAAGAAAACAAAACUGCGGAAAAUUAAGGAACUUGAAGAAAAGAAAGACGCAGAAGUCAUUACAUUUCAUGCGGACAGGUAAUACUUUCAUUUGGAAAUAUGUUUUAAUAAUGAAAUCAAAAAUUAA